Molecule: messenger RNA, 3876 nt
Organism: Hansenula ciferrii
Lineage: Eukaryota; Fungi; Ascomycota; Saccharomycetes; Phaffomycetales; Wickerhamomycetaceae
Gene: BUD3
Product: Bud3p
Exons: 1
Coding region: 1-3876 (1291 amino acids)
Molecular function (GO): guanyl-nucleotide exchange factor activity
Source: RefSeq, a predicted model, not a curated record
AUGGACAUUGACCACCACGACACUUCCAAAGUGGAUGAAGUUCAUCAAGGUUUCAACACUGUCAAAUUAAACAACAACAUCUUUUCCAAUAUAAAUAAUAAUCAUAGAACUAAAAAUGAAUGGUUAGAUAUCUUCCCAUCUUCUGCCUUUUUCCAUGGCUUUGACCAAAUAUUGAAAGAUGUCAUCAUAAUGGUUUAUGAAGAUCCAGAUUCAAAAAAAAUUAGUACAGUGAUCUUUUCAUCUUUUGGUGAAUUAUGUUUUAAUUCUUUAACUUUGGAUAAUAAAUCAAGAUUUUUCGUUGCUUGUGAAAAUUUACAAAUUAAUCAUAGAAAAUCAAAUGUUAGAAGAGCUUUAGCUAUUACUCUAUUGAAAACUUAUAGUUCAAUUGAUUAUAAUUUAAUUUUAAACUCAACUGGUUUGAGUAAUAAUAAUAAUAAUAAUAUUGAAUGGGAUGAAACUAUUGCUGGUGAAAUGGCUUCUCAGAUGCAAUUAGUUAAAGGUUUGACUCCAGAAAAUAUUGGUUCAAAAUUAAUUAGUUUAGGUUAUUUACAACCUCAUUUUAUUGAAUCCACAGUUUUGGAUGUGAUUUAUGAAGAUAAUCCAGAAAUUAUUGAAUCAAAUAAUAAAUUAGUUUAUUUAUUAGGUGAACAAGUUGAACAAUUAUUUGAUCCAUUAACUGAAUAUUCUCCUGAAGAUAAAAUUCAAUUAUAUCAACCACCUUUAAAUUCAACAACAACUCCUAAUAAAGAUGAUGGGCUUUCAAAUUCAAUUUGUAAUGAAUUAUUAAAAUUUCAAGAAAAUCAAACAAAAAUUCUUAUAAAUUUUUUACAAAAUUUUGUUAUCCCACUUAGAGUUAAAGUAUUAAAUAAUGAAUUCCAGGAUUUAAAUAUUGAAAAAUUUAAUCAAAUUUUCCCUCCAACUAUUGAUGAAAUUACAAGAAUUAAUUGUAUCUUAUUAGAAGCUUUACAAACUGCAAUUGAAUUUGGUAGUUUUGAAAUUGUUAAAGCUUGUGGUUUAACUUUACCUCAUUUUUAUAAAGCUUAUAUGAGACAUGAAUCUGCUUUAAAAUUAUUUUCUUCAUAUUUAAAAAAAUUUUGUCGUGAUUAUCCUUUUGAAAUUCAACCAAAUUUUUCUGAAUUAAAACUUGAAACUAUAAUGAAUUCAUCAAUAAAUUUAACAAAAUUUAAAUUAAUCUUGGAAAGAUUAAUUAAUACUAAAAAUUGGGAAAAUGAUCAAGAAAAUGAAUUAGUUAAAUUUUAUUAUAAAAAUUCUGUGGAAACUAUUGAUUCAUUUGCAAAAGAUAAUUUAAAACCAUAUUCAAAAAGAAUUUUUACACCUUCUGGUAAGGUAUUAACUGAAAUUGUUGAUGGUGUUCCUUCAACUUUAACUUAUGGUUGGCUUAAUAGAAAAGUUGUUUCUGUUUUUGAUGCUAAAAAUUUAAUUGAUUUAAAAGAUGAUGUUAUUGUAUUAUUUAAUGAUUAUGUUAUAUUUGCAAGUGUUGAUAAUGAUCAUGAUGAUAAUAAUAAUUUAUUAAAACCAAAAAUUUCUGAUAUAAUUAUGAAUUCAUUAAUGAAUGAAAAGCCAAUGAAAAAUAUACCAAAUUUAAAGAUUAGAAAUUGGUCAAUGAUUAAUGAUUUUGAAAUUACAACAUUUAAUAAUAAUAAUUUAAAAAUUAUAUUCAAUAAAAAUGGGGAAAACAAUACAUUAGUUUAUAAAGUGGAAAAUAGUAAUAAAUUCCUAAGUUUAUUAAAUAAGGCAAAAAUUUUAAAUAAAUCAACUCCAUUUCAUUUGUUCAAAAGUUUAGGUCUAGGUUUUACAAUUUAUUCAACUGCACAUGAAAAAUCAAUUUAUUCAAAAGAAAUUUCAAAAUCAUCAAUUGCAUUAUUUUUAAAUGUUGAUCUUAAUUCUAAAAUUUUAAUUGAUUAUAAUUUAUUUGCAGCUAUUUCAGCAACUUAUAAUGAUGAAGAUGAUACAAUAAUUUUACAAAAUCUUGAUAUUUCAAGUGAUUUUAAUAAAUAUACUAUAAAUUCAUCAGAUUUUUCAAAUUUUAUACCUGAAAUUUUAUCAUCUUUAGAAUUACAACGUCAUAAUUAUAAAAAUUCAAAAUUAUUGGAAAUUUUAAUUAAUUCAAAUAAUUAUCUUUUAAAAUCUUCAAUUGAAUCGAACAGUUCUUCAUUUGCAAAGAAUAGAAGAAUUUCAUCUUCUUCACAACCUGUUUCAAGAAGAUCUUCUUAUGUUGGAUUAUCAAGAUCAAGUACAAGAAAUACUUCAAUUAAUUAUAAUAAACCAUUACCUGAAAUCAAAAAUUUGAAAGAACCAACAAAGAAAGAAGUUCCUGAAAAAACUAUUAAAACUGGUAAUGAUUCAUUAAAGAAAAAUAAUUCAUUAAAGAAGAAUAAAUUAAAAAAUAGAUUAUCACAAAUUUUUUCAUCUAAAAAGUCAAAAAAAUUAAAUGAUUCAUCUUCUGAAACUAAAAAUUUAACAAAUAAUACUAAAAUUAUAAGUCAACCUCAACAAUCAACAAAUAAUUUCCAUCCAAUUGAGAAAAAAAUUCAAAAUUUUUCUGAUGAUGAUGAAAGUGAAAUUGAAAAUGAUUUAUUAAAUUCUUCAAUGGAAGAUUGUACAACUUUUGAAUCUUCAAUGACUCCAAUUUUUGAUGAUGAUGAUUAUCAAGAUGAUCAAUUAGAUAUUUCUCCAAAUAUUGAAACUUUACGUCAAGGUUAUAAAAGUGAAAAUUGGUUAUUAUCAAGAGAUAAUUCUUCAAGAAAUUUUGCUCUUAGAGUUACAAGUAUUGGAAGUCAAAUUUCAAAUAAAGAAAUUAAUUCUAAAACCAGAAAUUUAAAUGAAGAUAACUUUUCAAAUCAAUUGAAAAAUCCAAAAAUUCCUGAAAAUUUAAUUUUUGAAAGUCCUCCUCAAAUUCCUAAUAAUCAAAUUUUAAGUAAUCAAUCAAGUCCUUAUGUACCAAGUCCUGGUACUACAAAUUCAAUUAUUCCAAGUUCUCCAGAAAAUAUAUCUGAAAAACCAAUCUUGGGUACUGCUAUUGCAGAACCUUUAUUAAAACCUAUUCAAAGACCUAUUGCAAAGCAUUUUUCAAUAAAUAAUAAAAAUAAAUCCAAGAAUAAUAAUGAAUCAAAUGAUGAUGAUUCUAUAAAACCAAGAUCUAAUAAUUUAAUGAAUGAACAAAUUCAACAAAAUAAUGAACAAAAUUCUCAAAAUUUUCAAGAUUCUGAAUCUUCAAUUUCAAAUAAAAUUCCAACUUUUAAUUCUUUAGAUGAUGAUUUUAAUGUUAAUAUUUUAAAAAUUGGUUAUGAAUCUUUAGAGGAUUUAGAUGAUGAAAAUAAUCAAAUUGAAGAUGUUUUCUAUACACCAAAGAGUAUUACUGGUGAUUUCCCACAAUUUGAAACUUUAGAACCUCAAUCUCAACAUUCAUUUGAUUAUUUAUCAACUGAUCCGAGAUCAAAACAUUCUGGAGGUAUUAUAUUAAAUAAAGCAUUUGAUCAAGUUCAAACUGAACCACUUAAUGAACAAUUGAAUUUUAAUAACAGACAACAAUUACCAAAUGAACCAAGUCUUACUGAACAUUUAGAUACUGAAUCAACAGAAAAUUUUGAAUUAAAUAGUUUAAUAUGGGCUUCACCAAGUUUAUUAAAUUCUAGACUUUAUGAAGAUUCUCAAGGUUUAAAUAUUGUUAAUGAUGAAUCUUUUGGAUAUCUUGCAGGUGUUUUAGAUAAUUCAGUUAUUAUUAAUGAAGGAUUAAAAAAUUCAGAAACUUUUAAAACUUUACCAAGAUCUUUUUCUUCAAUUAAAUAUCUUGGUGCUUAUAUUGAUAAUGAUACCCCAAUUUCAAAAGAACUGUAUGAAUUUUUAGAUGAAUAA